Molecule: messenger RNA, 702 nt
Organism: Rhopalosiphum maidis (corn leaf aphid)
Lineage: Eukaryota; Metazoa; Arthropoda; Insecta; Hemiptera; Aphididae
Exons: 2
Coding region: 1-702 (233 amino acids)
Source: RefSeq, a predicted model, not a curated record
AUGGAACACUUGUGUCCGCAAAUCGAACAGUUGGUGUCGUGCUUCACGUGCGGCUCACAGACGUUGCCGCCGUACCGGUUCUGCGUGCAAGCGCACAUUGGCUGCCCGCCGUGUACCAAGUACAUGUCGCUGUGCGCUUGUGGCUUACAUUUCCUCAAAAGUUCGAAUAUAACGUUUGACUGGUUGGUGUCCGCCAUGAAGUUACGGUGCAAGUAUCGGGCUAACGAAGUCAACAACGUCUCGGAACAAGUUGAUUGCUCGAACAGGUGGUACACGGUCCAGGAACUUCGCGACCACUACUUGACGAGUUGCGCGAGGAACUCGUUCACGUGCCCGCUGCAAGACUGCGGUCACGUGGCUCGUAUCGACACUAUAACCGAUCACUACGAAACUGCACACGGCCCGCUCGAGUCGCUCAGCUUCGACGACUACGAGCAGGGACCGAAAUGCAUCGUAUUCAAGUUGUCGGCUAAGAAACGGUCGCAAAUCUUAAAAAAGAUUUUCAACGGAUACUUUAUGUUCAGCGUUAAGCCGCAACGUCGCAAGCUCUGCCAGGACUUCAAUUCACACCUGUCUAUACAAAACAUCAAUCCUUCAGACUCGCUCCAAUACACAUACACCAAAUCGUUAGAGUCAAAUGAGAAAACAUUUAUGGUUUCUGUAACAUUGGUAGAGGUAUACAAUAUCCCGUCUAACGUGUAA